Phytophthora infestans T30-4 is the source of this 1547-nucleotide messenger RNA. RefSeq lists its product as uncharacterized. The transcript has a single exon. The record is from RefSeq and is a predicted model, not a curated record. Gene Ontology annotation, molecular function: GDP-Man:Man(3)GlcNAc(2)-PP-Dol alpha-1,2-mannosyltransferase activity. Bases 42 to 1547 code for a protein of 501 amino acids. Gene Ontology annotation, biological process: protein N-linked glycosylation. Gene Ontology annotation, cellular component: endoplasmic reticulum membrane. NCBI's taxonomy places the organism in Eukaryota, Oomycota, Peronosporomycetes, Peronosporales, Peronosporaceae.
AGCGCAACCUAAUACGUGGCAUUCGCAGCUACAUCCAGAGAAUGGUACUACCGCUUGCGCUGUCGCCGCUCCUGCUCUUCCUGUUGCCAGUGUUAAUACCCCUGUCUUCCAUCUUCAUCUUUAUCUUCAACAAGCGUCGCGGCUUCGUUCUGUCCCGAGAUGCCGCGUUAAAGGCUGUUCCCAAAACCGCUACAAUCGGUGUCUUUCACCCGUACGCCAAUGGCGGUGGCGGUGGUGAACGCGUGCUCUAUUGCGCACUGCUGGCGCUAGUUCAGCGGUACCGGAAGAUGGGUAUCGAUAUCUGUAUUGUGCUGUACGCUGGCGAUGAUGGACUUUCGGCCGCGGAGCUGGUAGCCAGAGCCGCCGACGAGUUCAACCUGCCGGAACUCAAGACGCUGCACGUGGAGCGCCACGUGACGCUGGUACCGCUGCCCAGCCGUGAAAUCCUCGAGCCAAGUCGCUACCCAAGCUUCACGCUAAUGUGGCAGAGCGUGGCGCACAUCCGCUUAGCGCUGGAGGCCGUGCAACAGAGCUCCAAGCAGGGACUGUACCCUAACGUCUGGGUGGACACUACCGGUUGUCCGUUCUCCUACAUUGUGGCAAGUCUGCUUUACGCGUGUACCGUAGUGGCUUACGUGCACUACCCAAUGAUCUCAACCGAUAUGAUCGCGAAGGUUCAGCAACGCGACGCAGGAUUCAACAAUGACGCAGCCAUCGCUGCGAGCUCGUCAAGAUCGAAGGCCAAGUACAUUUACUACCGUCUCUUUGCCGGACUCUACAGUUUAAUGGGCAAAUACUGCACGGACGUGGCUAUGGUCAACUCGACGUGGACGUACAGCCACAUUAAGCAGCUUUGGGGGAAAACGCCUACGAUCGUGUACCCUCCCUGUGGAGCCAUGCGCGAGUACAUGAACUUUGGUCUGGGAGAUCGGAAGCCCAUCGCGCUUUCAGUGUCUCAGUUUCGUCCGGAGAAGAACCACUCGUUGCAACUUCGGUCCUUUCAGGUGCUGCUAACGAAGUAUGCGGAGCGAAUGAAGACCAAGUUCAGUGACUUCCGUUUGGUGUUGCUGGGGAGCUGUCGUAAUGCGGACGACGAGGCUCGUGUGGAGGCUCUGAAGAAACAGGCACAAGACUUGGGCAUUGCAGAGCGUGUAGAUUUCGUCGUGAAUGCGACUUUCGCUGAGCUGAAGCGAUACCUCGCCAAGAGCUCCAUUGGUGUGCACACCAUGUACAACGAGCAUUUUGGAAUCAGCAACGUGGAGAUGAUGGCUGCCGGUAUGCUGGUCGUCGCGAACAACUCUGGCGGCCCCAAGGCUGAUAUCGUGAAGCCUGGGACAGGAUGCCUGGCUCUAACGGCCGACGAGUACGCGGACAAGAUGCUGUCGCUGUUGGAGAAAACUCCAGCCGAAGCGAUUGAGAUGCGAUCCGCUGCACGCAAGUCUUCAUUGCGAUUUUCAGAUGGAGAGUUUGGCGAGCAGUUUUUAGCAGCGAUAGAUGGGGCUCUGCAGUCUGUAGAUGGUGACACAGAUCGCAUCAAGUCAGCAUAG